Messenger RNA from Botrytis byssoidea, 303 nucleotides. RefSeq lists its product as uncharacterized. The transcript has a single exon. Lineage: Eukaryota; Fungi; Ascomycota; Leotiomycetes; Helotiales; Sclerotiniaceae. The record is from RefSeq and is a predicted model, not a curated record. Bases 1 to 303 code for a protein of 100 amino acids.
AUGGACUCGAGGCGACAGGAAUAUUCUGGACGUGACGGAAUCACUGCUAGUACAGAGAAUGAUUUAUUGUGCGAGACAUGUGCACAGAGUCUGAAAUCAGACGACGCCUUUCCUGGGAGUACUCUUUCUACGAGUCCAGAGGAUGGUAAAGCUAGACUUCAUUCUCUGACUAAGAAAUAUCAAAGUUAUAUCGUGGGCAGUGCUCAAAGUGAGCCUCGUUCUGUUACUCUACCACUUUUACCAGAGCUGUCAGAUGAUUGGUACAAGAGCUAUAAAACAACGCGGGCGCUAGUACGCAUAUAA